This is a messenger RNA of Xylaria bambusicola, 1117 nucleotides long. RefSeq names its product histone H4.1. Gene Ontology annotation, cellular component: nucleosome. Gene Ontology annotation, molecular function: structural constituent of chromatin; protein heterodimerization activity; DNA binding. Gene Ontology annotation, biological process: nucleosome assembly. Lineage: Eukaryota; Fungi; Ascomycota; Sordariomycetes; Xylariales; Xylariaceae. The record is from RefSeq and is a predicted model, not a curated record. The transcript has 3 exons. The coding region runs from base 497 to 808 and encodes 103 amino acids.
UCCCGCCGGACGAGCCCCCCAGCCCCCAACCACCAAACCCCCCGGUCCCCCUAGCGAGGCCCACCAAGGCACGCAUGUAAGUCAGUGAGUAAGUAUGAUCCACAGCGUCAACAUGUCGCGCACCCGCGUUCUCGCGUGUGACACCCUUUUGUCAAAGUACCUCGUCACCCAUUCCAGCCCUGUCAGGUACAUACAUACCUCCUAAGGCUGUUGUUUAACCUGUUAGCUCUCCUCCCUCUUUGUGGUUGGCACUGGCUGCUGGCGCGGUCUCGUCCGGGCUGAUCUGAUUUCGGCUGCCCACUCCACUCGUUUCCUAUUUAACAACCCGUUCCUCUUCCCCACGUUCUUCACAGUCUUUCUUGAAUCCCAUUUCCAUCCACCAAUACAUCCAUCCCAUCAACAACCACCACCCACACUCAGCCUCAUCCGUCAUUGCCUUGUGCAAUCUCCAACCAACUACACCCCACUACAUUCUUUACAUUAACCCUCUAUCAACAUGACUGGACGCGGCAAAGGUGGCAAGGGCCUCGGAAAGGGUGGUGCCAAGCGUCACCGCAAGAUUCUUCGUGACAACAUCCAGGGUAUCACAAAGCCCGCUAUCCGACGUCUCGCUCGUCGUGGUGGUGUCAAGCGUAUCUCAGCCAUGAUCUACGAAGAGACCCGUGGUGUCCUCAAGUCCUUCCUCGAGGGUGUCAUCCGUGACGCCGUCACCUACACCGAGCACGCCAAGCGCAAGACCGUCACAUCACUAGACGUCGUCUACGCCCUGAAGCGACAAGGCCGCACCCUGUACGGUUUCGGUGGUUAAGCGGAGAUCACGUUUUCUAUUUUGGUUGUUGGGAAUGGCCGGGGGGGCCUGGGGAGUUCAUGUCUGUUACGAAAUGUCAUUUUUCUUCCUUCGCAACACAACACGCGCAUACACACUACAUAGUACAUUUGCCACAGAGCAUGCGUCGCACUGGUGGUUUUGAGUCAUGACGAUCUGGGAAUUGGGGUUCUUGCUUUUUACAAUGGGGUGUUUACAUGUACCAUAAGGGCUACGGUGGAAACUAUCGGAAUUCCCCUUGAUGAGGAUAAUCAAUGAAUCCGUCGAGGAACAUUUGUGAAACAACUUAAC